CGUGUGCGUGUAGGACGGGCCAGGGGUGGGGGCCAGGGGUGGGCAGGUCCUGGUCCGGACGCGGUGCUGGCCGCCUUGGUGCCGCUGGCCUCGGGGCCGCAUGGCCUACGGCUGGUUCCCGCGGCUGCCCUCAGGGCAGCAGGCCCGUUCCCGCCGGCCUGGGUCAUCUCGGGCUCCCCGCCCCUCGACCUCGCCACCCACUUUGUGCCGACCGGCGGAGGCAGGCAUGGCCCCGUCCGGUGCGCGAUUCGGCUUUGUCAGUUGUCAAAACAAAGGGGAUUUGGUGAUGGAGGCUUUGUUGGAAGGAAUGCAAAAUCGAGGGCAUGGUGGGGGAUUUUUGACAUCCUGUGAAGCAGAACUACAGGAGCUCAUGAAACAGAUUGACAUCAUGGUGGCUCAUAAAAAAUCUGAAUGGGAAGAUCAGACUCAUGCUCUAGAGGCUUGCUUGGACAUUCGAGACCGGGAACUUAAGACCCUUAGGACUCACUUGGAUGUGAAACACAAAGAAAUCGAAAUGUUGCAGCAGCAGAGAGAAGAACAUGAAAAAACCAAGGAAAAGAUGACCAUGGAGUAUAAGCAGGAGUUAAUGAAACUACAUGAAGAAUUAGGAAGACUGAAGAGAAGUUAUGAAAAGCUGCAGAAAAAGCAAAUAAGGGAAUUCAGAGAGAACACCAAAAAUCCCGGGGAAGAUCAAUUUGAAAUUGAGAGGUUAACUGGAAAAAUAGAGGAAUUUCGUCAGAAAUCUCUGGACUGGGAGAAACAACGCUUGAUUUAUCAGCAACAGGUAUCUUCUCUGGAGGCACAAAGGAAGGCUCUGGCUGAACAGUCAGAGAUAAUUCAGGCUCAGCUUGCCAAUCGGAAACAGAAAUUAGAGUCUGUGGAACUUUCUACUCAAUCAGAAAUUCAGCACCUGAGCAGUAAGCUGGAACGGGCCAAUGACACUAUCUGUGCCAAUGAGUUGGAAAUAGAGCGCCUUACCAUGAGGAUCAAUGACUUGGUUGGAAGCAAUAUGACUGUUCUGCAGGAGCAACGGCAAAAAGAAGAAAAGUUGAGGGACUCUGAAAAACUAUUAGAGGCUCUGAAGGAAGAAAAUAGAGAAUUGAAGUCAACUCUUCAAUCUCAAGAAAACUUCAUCCGUGAGGCAAGAAUGGUAAAGGAGAAGCUACAAGACAAACGGAAAGCAUCUGACACUCAACACACGGUAGAAGUCAUAAGGCCACUGGAGGAGGAGUCUCAGACAGAAGAGAGGUACAUCUCUCAGGGGCAGGAGGACUUAAACAAUGAGCUCUCCCCAUUGAAUUUUACCAAUUCUAGUGAAGAACUUCUGCAGGCAGAGGUGACUCGUCUUGAAGGCAGUUUGGAAUCUGUAAGUGCAACAUGUAAACAGCUGAGUCAUGAGCUAAUGGAAAAAUAUGAAGAAUUGAAGAAGAUGGAAGGACAUAACAAUGAGUACAGAGCAGAGAUCAAGAAGUUGAAAGAACAGAUUUUACAGACUGAACAAAGUUAUAGUUCUGCACUAGAAGGAAUGAAGAUGGAAAUUGCCCAGCUAACUCGGGAGUUACAUCAGCGAGAUAUUACUAUUGCUUCUGCCAAAGGUUCUUCCUCAGACAUGGAAAAUCGACUCAAAGCAGAGAUGAAAAAGGCAGAAGAAACAGCAGUUGAGCAUAGGGAGAUUUUGAAUCAGCUGGAGUCACUCAAGUUAGAAAACCGACGUCUUUCUGAAGUAGUGAUGAAGUUGGAAUUGGGUUUACAUGAGGCAAAAGAGAUUUCACUAGCAGACCUCCAGGAGAAUUAUAUUGAGGCAUUAAAUAAAUUAGUGUCUGAAAAUCAACAACUACAGAAAGAUUUGAUGUAUACUAAAUCUCAGCUGGAGAUUUCUACUCAGAUGUGCAAAAAGCAAAAUAACAGGAUCUGUAAACCAACACACAGCAGAACAACUGCGUUCAAGAAUACAGAGUUCAAGCCAACCCAUGGCCAGCACAGACAUGAUGGAAUAAAGACUGAGCACUACAAAACUGGUCUUCAUUCUCCCACAGAACAAGCAUCGGAUAGUAUGUCCAGGGUCCUAAGUCCCCAAAGUCCUCAAAUUAGCCCUGGCAGCUCCACCAUCUCUUUGCCUUCCUACUUUCUGGGUAAAACUCACUCUUUGCCUUCAGUGAUAGACGCAAAUGAAGCCAAUUUGUCUGACACUGUAUCUGGAAGUGUGAACGACCAGGAAGAGUUUAUGUCUUCGUGUUCCUUGCCUGUGUCUCCCCUUAGUUCAAUAGCUACCAGAUUUUUGGAAGAGGAGGAGCUGAGGUCUCACCACAUUCUGGAGCGCCUGGAUGCUCAUAUUGAAGAACUAAAAAGAGAGAGUGAAAAGACAGUGAGACAAUUCACAGCUCUAAAGUAGCCCUUAAAAAAAUCACAAACUUGGAAAUAAAAAUAAACACCAAAGAGUUAUUGUCCUCUGAAGUAGCAGCUCUCUAACAACAGGCACGUAGAGCAUUACAAAGAGGAUACAUACGCAAGCAGUGGUGAAGAAAUCUGGAAAACUGAUACUUUCUUAGACAUUUUCACUGCACUGGUUUGUUUGAAGGACUUCUUCCAGCAAUAAUCUGAGAAUAAACCAUUUUGAUAGA
Nycticebus coucang (slow loris) is the source of this 2621-nucleotide messenger RNA. RefSeq names its product centrosomal protein 63 (gene CEP63). Gene Ontology annotation, cellular component: centriole. Gene Ontology annotation, biological process: centriole replication; de novo centriole assembly involved in multi-ciliated epithelial cell differentiation. The record is from RefSeq and is a predicted model, not a curated record. The transcript is spliced from 15 exons. Bases 101 to 2392 code for a protein of 763 amino acids. Lineage: Eukaryota; Metazoa; Chordata; Mammalia; Primates; Lorisidae.